AUGGCUCGCGAACAAGCACCCCCGAAUCUACCUCUGCGACCGUCGAGCAACCAAGCCAAUGUGGGCGCAAGUUCCGAUCAGUCAAGCGCAACAACAAGCAAGCCGAGCGUGUUUGCCAACCACAAUGGCUUCGGCCCCGUCACAUCCACGGCCCCCUCCACUUCAUCCACGUCUUCACAUCGGCCUGCUGUUAAAGCCAGCGCAUAUGGCAAGAACUUGGACGACAAGUACUCUCAUCUAUUCAUCCAGCCCAAGUCGCGGCCAGAACACCACCGCCCAACGCGCAUCAAUGGACCUUUAGGACCUUCUGCUAAGGACAAGAAGCCUCCGCCCCCUCCCAUGUUCAGCACGGUCCCGGCUGGAUCCGCCACAAACCCCAUCUCGGUCUUGGACACACCACCAAGAUACACUCAGCCAGGCUUCUCGUCCAACUGGACCGAUCCCAAGAAGACGUCUGCUGACCUUCAGGCUCUCAUUGAAGGGUCGCUUGAGGAUGAUGAAGACGAGGAGGAGGACGACGACGACGAUGACGAGAAACAAUCAGAGAACGAUGACGGCAAGAGUCAGUCACAAAUCAAGGGACUAAACGUCCGUCUUCUACCUCACCAAGUCAGAGGUGUCGAAUGGAUGAAGCGUCGCGAGCUUGGUCCAGUCAAGAAGGGCAAGGUUCCAAAGGGCGGUAUCCUUGCAGAUGAUAUGGGUCUUGGCAAAACUUUGCAAUCCAUCUCACUCAUUCUCACCAACCGAAAACCAAAGGACUCUGAUAAACUUCAAGGCGUUGAAAGUUCAACUCUGGUCGUAGCACCGCUCGCUUUGAUCCGACAAUGGGAAGCAGAGCUAAAGGACAAGAUUGCCGAUUCCCACAAACUAAAGGUCCUGGUUCAUCACGGCCCGCAGCGCACCAAGAACUUCAAAGAUCUUCGUCGGUAUGAUGUCGUUAUCACGACCUAUCAGAUCCUAGUGUCUGAACAUGGCCAUACCAAUGGCUCGGUUAAGGCUGGCUGUUUUGGUCUGCAUUGGUACCGUGUCAUCCUGGACGAGGCGCACACCAUCAAGAACCGCAAUGCCAAGUCGACAAAGGCAUGCUACGACCUUCGAAGCGUCUAUCGCUGGUGUCUCAGUGGCACCCCUAUGCAAAACAACUUGGACGAGCUUCAGAGUCUGGUCAAGUUCUUGCGCAUCAAACCGUAUGAUGACCUUGCCGAAUGGAAACACCAUAUCGAGGCGCCAAUGAAGCGAGGCGAAGGAGAUGUGGCCAUUCAACGACUGCACAGUAUCCUUCGAUGUUUCAUGAAGCGACGAACCAAGGAAAUUCUCAAGGAGCCGGGCGCCCUAGAUGCUGGCGGUAGCAAGUCCGAUUCAAAAGAUGGCGAAGAAAAGAGCGCCACGUCGGACUUCAAGAUCACCGAGAGAAAAGUUGUCUCAUUGCAAGCCAAAUUUUCUCCCGCGGAACGACGCUUCUAUGACCGUCUCGAGCUGCGAACCGACAAGAGCAUCCAGAGCAUGAUGAAAUCCAAGAAUGUCAAUUACGCCAAUGCCCUUGUCUUGCUGCUACGACUCAGGCAAGUCUGCAACCAUCCCAAGCUUGUCGAGGGCAAGCUGGAAAAGGACAGGGAGGCACUGAACACGGAAACGAAACCCAAGAAGAACGAUGCCGAUGUUGACGAGCUCGCAGACCUGCUCGGCGGACUUGAUGUUCAGGCUAGACACUGUGACAUUUGCGGUUGGGAGCUGGACAAGGACAAUCGCGUGCAAGGAAAGGACAUGUGCAAAUCAUGUUCUGAAGACUUGGAAUAUUUCAAUAACCACGAUGAUGGUGACGAUCCCGAAAGCCCCAAGAAGGUCAGAAAGCCCAAAGCAAAGGUCAAGAAGGUGGUUCGCGAGCAGGUCAAGACGGAGCUCGUCAAGCGCAAACCGAGAAAUCGCAAGACUGUUGUCGAUAGCGAUGACGAAGGUGAUCAGUCCAUCAUCAAGCCAGCCCGCAAGCCAAGAAAUCGAGCUGCCAUUAUUGACAGUGAUGAUGAGGAGGAUGAGGGGAGCUGGAUUGUUUCUGGCGAUGAACAAGGUCCCUUGCGGCUGGGCAAGGCUGGCGGCACCGAUGAUGAGAAUGCCGAAGGCGAAGGCGAAUCUAUCAAUACGGCCGACUCGGAAAGCGACUCCGAAGAAGAUGGCAGUAAACUGGAUAGCUUCAUUGUUCGUGAUGAGGAAGACACCAAACCAGAAGAUGCCGACAAGACUCUCGAUGAUUCUGAAUCUGAAGAAGAGUUCGAGUCAAUUUCUGUCAUCAAAUCCAAGGUCGAGGCUGAGAAAGCUAGAGCCGCUCUCAAGUCUGAAAGCUCGAGUGAAGAGACAGAGGACUCGGAUUCCGAGGAUGGAAUCGAGGACGACCUCGAUUCGGACUCUGACGAAGACCAGUCACUGAAUCCUUGGUCCACUGGGAGACACAGGAACAAGGAAAAGACUCCGCUCGUCCUGGCUUCGGCAAAGAUCCGCGAGCUCAUGAAGAUCUUGCACAAUGAGGUCGACGACCACAAAUUCAUCGUCUUUUCUCAGUUCACAUCCAUGCUAGAUAUUGUUGAGAGGUUUUUCAAGAAAGAUGGCAUCCGCUACACUCGAUACGACGGUGGCAUGAGAAACGAUGCACGUGAAGCUGCCCUCGACUCUUUGCGCAACGAUCCCCGCACCAGAGUACUGCUCUGUUCCCUCCGUUGCGGAGCUCUGGGUCUGAACCUGACAGCCGCUAGCCGAGUGGUCAUCUUGGAGCCCUUCUGGAACCCUUUUGUCGAGGAGCAAGCCAUUGACCGUGUGCACCGUCUCACCCAGAAAGUCGACGUGGUGGUUUACAAGCUCACGGUCGAGAACACGGUCGAAGAAAGAAUCCUAGAACUCCAAAACAAGAAGCGCCUCUUGGCCGAGCAGGCCAUUGAGGGUGGCAUGCGCAAGGAUGGCUUGAAGCUUGGCCUCAAGGAGCUGAUGGAUCUGUUUAGGCCGGUGGGUAACAAUGUUAGAAUCGCUAGCCCCGAAGACUAUUACGAUGCCCAGCAAAUUGGCCGAGAUCUGAGGGCCUAUGUUAAGAGACCAAAGCAGAAGCCUACACAAGAGAAUAGUGUCUAUGGUAGACGGUGGUAG
Messenger RNA from Pestalotiopsis fici W106-1, 3129 nucleotides. RefSeq lists its product as uncharacterized. Gene Ontology annotation, molecular function: ATP-dependent chromatin remodeler activity; ATP binding. Gene Ontology annotation, cellular component: cytoplasm. Lineage: Eukaryota; Fungi; Ascomycota; Sordariomycetes; Amphisphaeriales; Sporocadaceae. Bases 1 to 3129 code for a protein of 1042 amino acids. The record is from RefSeq and is a predicted model, not a curated record. The transcript has a single exon.